Messenger RNA from Neogale vison (American mink), 1083 nucleotides. RefSeq names its product transmembrane protein 249 (gene CATSPERQ). Lineage: Eukaryota; Metazoa; Chordata; Mammalia; Carnivora; Mustelidae. The record is from RefSeq and is a predicted model, not a curated record. The transcript is spliced from 8 exons. The coding region runs from base 1 to 1083 and encodes 360 amino acids.
AUGAGAGGACAGGUCCCCAGGGGCCGCGUCCGCGGCCUGCCCACGACCUCCGGGGGCAAGCGCUUCCAGCUCUGGGCCCUGGGACUCUUCUGCACGGAGCGCCACCUGGCCCAGCGCCUUAAGCACGACAGCUUCUACCCGUUUACCCAGCAGCAGCCCAAUGUGUUCGUGCUCGAGUACUACCUGGACACGCUGUGGAAGGGCGCUCUGCUCUUCGUCGUCUGCCUCGUCCUCGUCAGCUUCGGCCUCGGGAGCCAGGUGCUGCAGCAGGAGACGUGGGGCUUCCCCGCGUGCGGCGUGGUGGUUGGCCUGUGGCUCCUGAUCUCGUCCCUGCCGCGUCGCCGCCUGGUGCUGAACCACACGCGCGGCACCUACCACUUCUCCAUCCAGGGCCGCACCGUGUGCCAGGGGCCCAUGCACCUGGUCUACGUGCGCCUGGCGCUCAGCUCCGACGCCUACGGAAGGUGCUUCUUCCAGUUGGUUCUGUGCGGCCACCAGCUCGAGCCGCUGGUGCUGGUGCAGCUAUCCGAGCGUUACCAGCAGAUGGAAUACCUGGGCCGUCACAUUGCCCGGAAGCUCAACAUUAACUACUUUGACUGCUUGGCCACCUCGUACAGGCACGUUGUCCGCCACUGGCCGCUGGGGGCCACGUUCAGCCCCGGCAUCCCGCAGCGCAAGCCGGGCACUUACAAGAGACGGAGCUUCCAGUCCUACCUGGAUGAAAACACCCUCUUGGGCGAGGCGGCUACAUUGUCCAUGUGCUGCCAGAAGCCAGCACACCCCUCGUCCCCAUCGUCACAGACCUCCUCCUGGUGGUCAGGUCGCUCCUCCUCGGGCCUCUCGGUCCUGGACACAAGGAGCCAGAGCGUCCUGGGAGCAGCCGUGGCCGUCAGCGCAGCGGGACCGUCGCUGGCGGAAGCCGUCAGCCUCAGGGACGGAGCCCAGACCCUCAGGAGCUCACUGUGGGGAGUCCCAGCCGCCGUGAGCCAUCCGCUGUGCCAACCGCCCACACCAGCCCUUGCUGUGGGCACCGCCCCGUCGCUGCGCCACGUCCGAAUUCCUGGUGGCCUCAACCUCUCGUGA